UGCCCCCAUCCUCUCAUUUCUCCCUCCACACCUUUCUCCUCCAUCACCGGACACCGGAGUAUGCAGAGCAGAGGAUGGAGGGUCUACUGAACCAGUGGCUAUGGCAACAGGAGUACUGGCUGCCCCCUGGCAUUACGUGGAAAGACAUGCGGAUGGAGGAGAGGAUGGAGAAAGGGAGUCGGUACCCUCUCCCCCGUGAUCUGCUUCUCACUCUGCCUCUGGCACUAGGCUUCAUUGCCCUCCGUUAUGUUUUUGAAAGGGUCAUAGCUUUGCCACUCAGCAGAUGUUUUGGUGUCCGGGACAGGCAACGGGUACGAGUUGCCUUUAUCCCAAAACUGGAGGCGUUUUACUUACAGAAAAGAAAGCAGCAGCCGUCACAGAACGACAUCCCUGGCCUGGUGAAGCAGUGCGGUCUAACUCGGAGGCAAAUCGAGACAUGGUUCCGCCAUCGCCGCAACCAGGACAAACCGAGCAACACCAAGAAGUUUUGCGAGGCCUCGUGGAGGUUUGUCUUCUACCUCAUAGCAUUCUCAGCAGGCCUUGCUUCUCUAAUAGAUACCCCCUGGUUUUGGGAACACAGGGAGUGUUGGCAAGGGUACCCCAAACAGCUGGUUGCCGAGGCUCACUACUGGUACUACAUCCUGGAGUUGAGCUUCUACUGGUCCCUACUGCUCUGCGUGUCUGUAGACGUGAAGAGGAAGGAUUUCAAGGAACAGAUUAUCCACCAUAUUGCCACCAUCUUCCUCAUCGGCUUCUCCUACUGCGCCAACUAUGUGCGUGUGGGGACUCUAGUCAUGCUAGUCCACGAUUCCUCGGACUUCCUUCUGGAGUCGGCUAAGAUGUUCAACUACGGUGGUUGGAGAAAGACCUGUGACGUGCUGUUUGUCAUGUUUGCAGUGAUUUUCUUGGUGACUCGGCUAGUGGUAUUUCCAACUAGAAUUGUCUACACUACACUUGUGGAUUCUCUAGAUUUUUUCACCCCAUUCUUUGGCUACUACUUCUUCAAUGCCCUUCUCCUGGUAUUACAAGCGCUGCAUAUCUUUUGGGCCUGGCUGAUCCUGCGCAUGGUCUACAAGUUUGUUUUCCUUGGCAAGGUGGAGCGUGAUGAACGGAGCGAUGACGAGAGUGAAGUUGAAGAAGAGGAAGAAGAGAAGGAGGGGUGUAGUUGGGAACAAAAGAAAGGCACCCUGAACUCUAAACUUGCCUCAUUGGCCAACAACUGCGUCCUCAAUAACUUAACCCAUCAGAGAAGAAAUAUAAGUUAUCGGAUGGCCAAUACCAGAUAGUACUAAGAUCAAACAAGAGGUUGAUAUGUAUUAUGCUGGUUUCCUAGAGCUAACUUUGUGGUUUAUGCAUUACUACUGAGGUCCAGUCAUAAUUUCACGUUAGUCAUAUUGGGAAAUAAUACAAAGGAAAGAUGUGUGCUAAUUGUAUCAGACUGUUCGUUUCUCUCCACUGUGUCAACCGUAUUGGGUUUGUUUUAAUUGACAAAAGAGACAUGAUGGCAGGAAUAUCAAUUUCAUUUCAUUUUCUGGUUACAGUAAUUCUAUUGGGGCACUUCACUCUAGUAAUUACUUGCCUUUAUUUGCCAUUCAAGACUUACAAAUCUACUCGAAAUUUAAAGGUUUAAAAGAAAUGUAGUGUGAUGUAAAAGAAAAAUUGUGAAGCAAUGUUUUUUUAAAGAAUUGUACAAUUACAUUAUGAGUGUCUGUGAUGAACAGACUGAUUGUACAGAACUGGAAGUUAGAUGACUGUGAAUUUGUUUAAAGUAAUAUGGGUAUUUUACAAGCGGAAGAUAAAUAAACAUGUGUUGAUUGAAAUGGGGUGUUUUGGAAGUCUCCCUAGUCAGGGAAGCAAUGAAUACACAUUAUGAUACAGUUAUGCAUUUGCUAACAACUCAAAAGACAACUUUUUUAUUAAGUGUUUGCAUAGGUGUUUCCCUACUCCUACCUCACAAUAUGGAGUCUGCUAGACUUUGACAUAUGUUAUUGGCGUCACCGCUCACUAUGAGGAUAUGAUCAUUAAUGUUCAGUGCUUUUUACAACCAACUGUAACUUCUUUCUUUUAGGUUGUUUUUAUUAGUAAAUAAAAAAAAUAGCAAUUUAAACAUCCACUGAUUUCUGCAUUUUCAGUUUCUUAGAUUAUUGUCACAUCUAUUUUCUGCAGUUGAGUGUCCGAAGCGCUAGUGAAUG
Messenger RNA from Sardina pilchardus (European sardine), 2192 nucleotides. It is a transcript of the gene cers4a, whose product is annotated as ceramide synthase 4a. Gene Ontology annotation, molecular function: DNA-binding transcription factor activity, RNA polymerase II-specific; DNA binding; sphingosine N-acyltransferase activity. The transcript has 11 exons. Lineage: Eukaryota; Metazoa; Chordata; Actinopteri; Clupeiformes; Clupeidae. Gene Ontology annotation, biological process: ceramide biosynthetic process; regulation of DNA-templated transcription. The record is from RefSeq and is a predicted model, not a curated record. The coding region runs from base 75 to 1286 and encodes 403 amino acids. Gene Ontology annotation, cellular component: membrane.